AUGGUGAUGACGAUGACUGGCCGUGUGCUGCUGGUGUGUGCCCUCUGCGUGCUGUGGUGCGGUGGUACCGUUUUGGUGUUGGCGGCCGGUGAUGGCGAUGGCGAUGGCAGAGGUGUUGAUAGUGAACCUUUGCUGGAAAGCGCAGAAAGUGCAGCAUUAUUACCAAGCAGCCCUGAAUCACGUGUAGAGUUAAAAGUAGUUUCAAAUCCACCGCCGAAACACGUGGAAGAAGUACAUACACCCGCAAAAGAAUCUUCGGCAGAAGAAGAAGAAGCAGGAGAAGAGGAAGUAACAGUAAAAAGUGAAGAAGGACAACAAGAAGACGAAAAUUCACUACAAGUGAAUAGAAGGAAGACACCCGAACUUCUAAUAAAUGAAAAUGAGACACCACAAGCUCGAGAAGGAGAAGGAAGCCUAACAGCAGGAGCAUUGGAAGAAUCACCGACAACGCCAGGACCACAAGCACCGACGCUACAAGUACCACCACCAUCACCAUCACAAGCAUCAGUUGUUGGUGAAGGCGAUGGCGGUCUUGUUGGAAUUGGUGGCACUUCUCGUGUUACUGGUGAGGCCACUAAAGAUCCUAAAGGAAGUGAAGGUCCCAUUUCCGGGCCGCCUUCCGGUGGUGCUUCUUCAUCUACCACUUCCAACGAUGGAGACGCUUCACGGAAGAAUGGCGGUGCACCAUCCACUCAGGACACGACAUCUUUAAAAAACAAUGAGCAGUCAGGGCCAACAACAUCUUCAGGGAACGCACCACUCAACAGGGGGACACCGGAGAGAUCAACACCCGAUGCAAAACGGCACUUCUCUGAAACACAAGAAAAUGAAACGAGUCGACUUCCUGAUGGGGAUGCAAAUUACAGCGCCGCGGGGCAGAGUGCCGUGGGGACGAAAGGCUCUUCCGGCGUAUCGACUACCGCCAGCAACGCACCAACAACACCUCUACCACAACUGCCAGCACCACCAGUACCAACAGUAUCGACAGUAACGGGAGCGCCGGCAGAAAAACCAACUGCAGAACAAUCACCACCACCGGCAGAUUCAACAACAGGAGAAGGCCUAGCAGCAACAACAACAGCUCAAACGAAUGAUACGGCAACACCUGGCGACAGGGACGGCAGCACCGCGGUCUCCCACACCACCUCCCCUCUUUUGCUUCUCCUUGUUGUUGUUGCGUGUGCGGCUGCUGCCGCGGUGGUGGCCGCGUGA
Trypanosoma cruzi is the source of this 1212-nucleotide messenger RNA. Its product is annotated as mucin-associated surface protein (MASP), putative. The transcript has a single exon. The coding region runs from base 1 to 1212 and encodes 403 amino acids. The record is from RefSeq and is a predicted model, not a curated record. Lineage: Eukaryota; Euglenozoa; Kinetoplastea; Trypanosomatida; Trypanosomatidae.